This is a messenger RNA of Olea europaea var. sylvestris, 833 nucleotides long. RefSeq names its product ADP-ribosylation factor-related protein 1-like. Gene Ontology annotation, biological process: Golgi to plasma membrane protein transport; protein localization to organelle; intracellular protein transport. Lineage: Eukaryota; Viridiplantae; Streptophyta; Magnoliopsida; Lamiales; Oleaceae. The record is from RefSeq and is a predicted model, not a curated record. Bases 185 to 697 code for a protein of 170 amino acids. Gene Ontology annotation, molecular function: GTPase activity; GTP binding. The transcript has 6 exons. Gene Ontology annotation, cellular component: Golgi apparatus.
UGACGCAGGACGUAAAGACAGAACCUUGACAUCAGGCUUUUAGGGAAAAUAGCUCCAGACGCCUCAAACUAUUCAAUCUCUUCUCAAGGACAGACUUACUAUGAUUAGAAGAUAUUGAAUUCUACAUUUAUGCUCCAAGGGUUGCAUAGAACAUAUAUAACAGAGUAAAUAAAACAAGAGAGAAAUGUUUUCUCUAUUUUAUGGACUGUGGAAGUAUGCCUUCAGCAAGACAGAGUUUCAUGUUCUCAUUCUCGGAAUCGACAAGGCUGGAAAAACGACAGUACUGGAGAAAUUGAAGUCACAAUAUUGUAAUGUGGAAGGGCUUCCUGCUGAUCGAAUUGUUCCAACUGUAGGACUCAACAUUGGUCGAGUUGAAUUGUCAAACACAAAACUUAUAUUCUGGGACCUGGGAGGUCAGCCUGGACUUCGCUCAAUUUGGGAGAAAUAUUAUGAAGAGGCACAUGCGGUGAUUUAUGUAGUUGAUGCGGCUAGCCCUUCUCGUUUUGAAGAUUCAAAAUCUGCACUCGAGAAGGUUCUUCAGCAUGAGGAUUUGCAAGGAGCCCCACUUUUGAUAAUAGCAAACAAACAGGAUCGUGCAGAAGCUGCAUCCGCAGAAGAACUUUCUCGGUAUCUGGACCUCAAAAAAUUGGAUGAGAGACUUUACACAUUUCAAGCUGUUUCAGCAAUUGAUGGGUAAGUAAAAAACCUCUUGAUUCUGAUUAUUAGUGGAGUAUUUUUAAUGACCUAUGACUUCUGAUGUUGAAAUAGUUUGAAUCUUAAAAAUAAUCUGGAAUUCAUUAUGCUUUAGACCUUUUUUUUUUUUUUUUUUUUUU